Molecule: messenger RNA, 837 nt
Organism: Hirsutella rhossiliensis
Lineage: Eukaryota; Fungi; Ascomycota; Sordariomycetes; Hypocreales; Ophiocordycipitaceae
Product: tc5 transposase DNA-binding domain-containing protein
Exons: 4
Coding region: 1-837 (278 amino acids)
Source: RefSeq, a predicted model, not a curated record
AUGGCGGCUAUUGACGAAGCGCUUGCUUUCCUGAAGUCCUCAGAAUCGCAGGAACUAGAUCUUGUUGCUUAUAUUCAUAAGCUUUCGUCACGUGGCAUCCCGCCUACGCUGUCUAUGAUCAAGAACUUCGCUCAGGAUAUGGCGAAAAUGAAGGUAGGAAAGAACUGGCCGUAUAGCUUCGUCAACCGCCAUCGUAACGAGCUUGGUUGUACCUGGUUCGAUGGAUUUGAUGUGGCGCGAAAGAGAGCCGACAGUGCUUCAAAGUAUAGAGAUUAUUUUGAGCUGGCAGCGAUUCGGAAGACUCCCCUAGCAUUGCAGCAACCUACCGCUCGAGAAUUACGACGGCUUGUCGACAAAGUGGUCGAUAAAUCCACCGCCAAUGCUGAAGUCAGUGCUCAGAAGCUGAAGAGCACUCUUGAAAGUCUUCAAUCCGAGGUUGAGCUGCUCAGAUAUGAGAACAAGGGACUCCGUGAGACUAUAAUUCAUGAGAAACAGCGCAGGCAGCGUGGUCUUCCGCCCGCAAAAAGUGGCUCAAGCUCGAGUGAAGAAAGCGGCUAUGGAGGUCCAGAAGAAAGAGGAAGCAAUCCAGAGGAAUUCCAGAGGGUUCAGCGACAGAAAAAGGCGGAGGAGCAAAAAGAGCAGGCGUUGGAAAGAAAGAAGCAGCGAGAGGAGAAAAGGGAGCGAAAAUUGCAGGAAAAAGAAGCCAAGAAGCAAGAGAAAGCGGCCAGUCGACAACUUCGAGACGAUCUCAAAGGUGUAAACCGGGAAAGUGCGCAACAGAAGCCGCGGCCCCAGCGGGUGCCUUCUAAAGCUCGAGAGAGAGUCCAGGGACUCUAG